AUGUCAUCUCCACCAACAAACAAGAGGCGUCCACCUCCUCUCACACAACCACGAUCAUCUAGCGAUUCAUCUACAGCAUCAUCAGCUUCCUCACUCAAGGUCCCUAGAACACCUCGAUUCGUCGAAGCGACCGGUGUACAUUCUCCGGUAGAAGAUAGGAGAUCACCAUUUGCAGACCCUCCAAAAACAGCAGACUCCAACGCUUCAAAAACACAGGCAUACAUGGCACAAUCACAACCAUCCGAUAUUGGCUUCGGCUACAUAUCGGAAACCCAAAGACAAUCUCAAGGCCACCCGGUUGAGAUGCCACUUACUCCAUCAUCGCCACUAAAGAGUGCUAUGAGGGUGCCCGGUACACCAGGAAGAAUGAUGAACCCACUGAGUCCGACAUUUCGAGAAGAGCAAGUCUUGGAAAAGCAUGAGGAAGUGACGGAAAUAGAGCAAGCUAAGGAUGUGAAAGUCAAGACUAGAGUCAGGGUAGCCAAAUUACUAUUGAGAUGUGUAAAUUUCAGUUGCAGUCUAAUCGUUCUCGCCAUGAUUGCAACAACUUUUAGCAUCUUCAACGCAACUAAAUCAUUACCCUCUCGAAAUAAUCUUCCUGCCUGGGCCGAUGGUACCAAAACUUGGCCUCAAAAGGUCGUCCUUUCUGUAUCUUGUGUAUCACUCGCACUUUGUUUAGUCGUCUUUUGGAAUUAUUUCAGAGGAGGACACAAGCGAGCUGAGAAGGUUGCAGUUUAUUAUACUCUCUUCGCAGUCGCGUAUUUUAUCUUCAGCACGGUUAUGUGGGCAUUAGCAGCUGGUAUUCUUCAAGGUGCAAGAAAUCAGGGUAGCAACAAGGAUAUUUGGGGCUGGUCAUGUGUCGACAAUAAAAGACAUGAAUUAUUCGAAGAAAAAGUAAACUAUGCCCUAGUUUGUCGAAUGCAGUCCUGGUCCCUCGUCUGCUGUAUAAUCGAAGUCGUCCUCGAAACCCUCACAAUCGCCAUCUACGGCGUCGUCUUCUACCGCUAUUACUCCAAACAACGUCUUCGCAAAUCGAUGGCCAUUCGUGACCGCGCCCGUUCCGAUUUAUACUUGGCCCAACUCCGCUCCCAAUCUGCACCUAACACUCCUGGUUUUGGUCCUUUGAGUCCUUCAUACUCUCAGUAUGCAAAAUCUCCAAGGUUUCCGCCAAGUGCUUAUCAGAGUGGUCCAGAUGCGGAGGAGGGUAAUGGAAUUGGGACGAGAUUCGUGGAGACGAAGAGUGGAGUGAGUAGUCAGGUGAAACCAUUCACUUUACAAGCGCCUCCUAUCAGGGUACAAAGUGCGACGCCGAAAAUGACGCAAGGGGGUUUUGAAGCUCAAGCUCCUCCGCCACAGCAAAAACAACAACGACGAGUAGUCGAGCAUGUGGAUGCGGCUCCGGGUGAACAGACUUAUGCAAGCGUUCCAAUUCCGGGUGCGUACGCUAGUCCCCUGACGAGUCCUGGGGCCGUGCCGCCAGGAUUUCAAAGUAUGGGGAGAUAG
This is a messenger RNA of Sclerotinia borealis F-4128, 1503 nucleotides long. NCBI's taxonomy places the organism in Eukaryota, Fungi, Ascomycota, Leotiomycetes, Helotiales, Sclerotiniaceae. The record is from the annotation of a GenBank genome assembly.